UGUGGCAAGUUACCAGUUCUCUCUUGACGCUCUGUUGGUCGCCACGAAGGACAAGGGCAGGAAAAUGGCUUUCCUCAUGAAAUGUUGCACUUUAAUCGUCAACGUGCUGUGCUUGCCCCUUCAUCUGAUCCGAGCGGUCGGUCUGUAUGAAAUAUACAGACGCAUCUUCCCUUUUUGUGUAUAUCGGAUCUCUAUAACGUACAACAAGAAAAUGUACGACAAGAAGAAGGAGCUGUUUCGCAGUCUCCCCGAGUUCAGCAAGCCUGGCAAGCAGCUCACAAUUUUGGAGAUCGGAUGUGGCUCGGGCACAAAUUUUGAGUUUUACCCGCCUGGUUGCAGGGUCAUCUGCACUGACCCGAACCCUCAUUUUCAGAAAUAUCUGAAGAAAAGCAUGGACGCGAAUGACCAGCUCACAUAUGACAGAUUUGUGGUGGCAUCGGGGGAGGACAUGGGGGCAGUUGAGAGCGAGUCGGUAGACGCUGUUGUCUGCACCCUGGUGCUCUGCUCUGUCAACAACACUCCGCAAACUCUGCGAGAGGUUUGCCGCCUGCUGAGACCAGGUGGAGCAUUUUUCUUCAUGGAGCAUGUUGUUGCAGAUCCCUCGACUUGGUCUUACUUCUUCCAGCACGUCCUGCAGCCUGCAUGGCAAUACUUUGGUGAUGGAUGUGAGGUCACCCGGGAAACAUGGAAAGAUCUGGAGGCAGCUGGAUUUUCCCAGGUCAAACUGAGGCACAUCCAAGCUCCACUCAUGUUCAUGAUCAAACCACACAUCUUUGGUCACGCUGUAAAGUAAAUAAGCCAGCUUCUGUCUGUUUAGCUUUGUAGUGAGCUUGCUUUACAACCAGUGUAUGAAUAUGCCAAGCACUUAAUGCCUCUCCUCUGCUUUGUGAUUAUUAAUUACCAGUGAUAGAGGAAACACCAAUCACUUUAAUACUAAUUUUAUUUUUGUAUUGAAAAAAACUUUGAGUUUUGUAAUGAUGCAUUUUGCACACUGAUUAAAACAUUACAUAUAGAGCACAAAAUACUCCUUUUGUAUGCCGUUUAAAGAAUAAAUCUUGCAGUUUGUUUGAUCUUCUAUUUAUAGAUUAAUCGCCAAGUUGCUUGCUGAUAAAUCAGUGAUACUGCCAUAGGGACUUGCUGUCCGUCACUAUCAGUGUGUGCUACUGCUGGAUUCAUUUGUAUCUUUUAUGACAUGACAGAUGUGUCACUAAAUACUUGUUGUGUUGUGCCUUAAUGUUUGUGAAUAAAGAGUUGAAUCCUA
Molecule: messenger RNA, 1261 nt
Organism: Centropristis striata (black sea bass)
Lineage: Eukaryota; Metazoa; Chordata; Actinopteri; Perciformes; Serranidae
Product: N6-adenosine-methyltransferase TMT1A-like
Exons: 2
Coding region: 65-793 (242 amino acids)
Molecular function (GO): S-adenosylmethionine-dependent methyltransferase activity
Source: RefSeq, a predicted model, not a curated record